Molecule: messenger RNA, 159 nt
Organism: Arabis nemorensis
Lineage: Eukaryota; Viridiplantae; Streptophyta; Magnoliopsida; Brassicales; Brassicaceae
Source: the annotation of a GenBank genome assembly
AUGGGUAAAAGGAACCAAUUUACUUACCCAGACCCAGCACAGAGCAAUGAGGCUUACUACGGCCCUAACUACCCUUACGAUGUACCUCCAGCUGCAGCACAGCCGGUGCAACAACCCCUUGAUGCUCUUGCCCAACAAGCUUACUACGAGCCUUACUAG